AUGAGAUCAUUAUCUUGUUGUGGAAAGAAAUAGCCUAAGACCUAUUAGGAAACUAGAUAGCAGUUGGAGAAAAAGUACAAUAAAGUCUGGCGAUUCAAGGAAGAUGAGCUUUUCGAAUUCACUAAGAGAUUUCAAUCGCAAGCAGUAAACCAUAAACUCUCGCAUAAGAACUACAGAGAGUCUCUAGGAAUCAUAGGCAUAGAAUCGCUUUCGUUUAUGUGUGAUCGAAUGUUCCAUGUAAUGGAUAAGGAUAAAGAUGGCUUUAUUACAUUGGAGGAGUAUCUGAAUUACACUGAUGUCUUGCUUUACGGUACUGAAGAGGACAAACUAAAGUAAAGUUUUGAGCUUCUAGACGAGGGCAAUUACGGAUAAAUCACAUUCAAUUAAUUUAGAAAGAUAGUUGGUUCCUUUGCAUAGAUGUGGUCAGCUGCUCUGGGAUAGCCAACACCAAUCAAUCCUCGUUUCAUUGCCAAGAUAUUUUAGACGCUCUCUGAAGGUAAAGAGUACUUUGAUCUGGAAGAAGCUAUGAAAGAUCAUCCUGAUAUGCUAUUCUGGUUCUCAAAACCAGAAGAGGCAAUGAAUAAAAGACUCAAUGAUCAUCUGGGGAAGUAGGCAUAAAAGGAAUAGAAGCUUAGAGAAAAAAUUGAAACUCUUAAAGAUAAGUUUAUUGUCUAUCAGAAGUCAAUUCAAGUCAAAUUAUAGCAAGUUAUUGAUAUUAUCGGAGGUGUUGUAACUCCACAGGCUAGCAAGGAUAUAUCAUUUAUGUCAUCCAUUGAGGGCAUUGAUAAGACCAACAUUAAUUUCAUUUAGAAAGCAAGACUAAAGAAGAUGCCAGUAGGGAAUGAUUUGUUUAUGAAUCUAUCUCACAAGGAUAAGGACAUUGAGUUUCCAAAUGAUGUGUUCAAUAGUAAAUCGCCAAAAUCUCAGAGAAUUAAAAUGACUAAAGGCCUAAGAAAGGUCAAGACAAAAAUUUUAACUAACAAAAAUCAGACUAGUAGCUUGAUGAACACCAAUAAAUUCAAUCAUACCAAGGGUUAAAGAUCAUUUGGCCAGUUGUUAGUUCAAAACAACCAAAGAAAUUUCGAUGUGAUAGAAGAGGAGUCGCCUAAGAUGAUAGCAGGCGAAGACGUACUGGAUAGCUCCAUAGGUGUGAGUGAACCAAAUACUCAUUAAAAGAAGAGAUAGAUGUAUUUUGGCUAAGAUAAGUCACCUUUAAGUUUAAGAAAUCAAUAGACAUUCGUUAAAAAGAAAUCUCUGCCCACUAGCUUUGAUAGAAAGAAAUAUGAAAGUCAUCCAGAAAAAGAUCCACGUUUGAUUCCCUAGGUUAAUAGGCUGUCCGACAUUGAGGAUAGGCAGUUUGUUUUCCCAAAUCAUCUAGGAGAAGAUAAUGAUGAAAAGAAUGAGUCAUCUAUCUUUGAAAGAGACUCCCAGUCCAAUCUAAAACUUUAAUAUGGGGAGUCAGAGGAAAGUAAAACAGAUGCAGCUAAAAAACAUCAGAAUAACCAGAGACAAAAUCAAAACAAUGCUCAGCAUGCUAAUACUGAAUAUAAUUUGUCCAGUCGCCUGCAUAAUAUUCAAAACAAUCCACCAAGCAAUUUGAACAUUAAUCAGUUUUAAAAUACACAGACUUAGCCUAACUAUCAUAGCUAGGGUUCAAAUAUGCAAUUUAACAGAACAAUAAAUGAACACGAUAUUGAACUUAACUUCUCUAAGUUUGAUGAAACAAGAUCUCUAGGAAUUGGUAUUGAAGCUCUGAAGGAUAUUCAUCUGCAGUCUAAUCCCCACUACCCUGGCCAGAUAUUCUUUGUGGAGUCCCCGCUUCAACUUGAGCUUAUCUAGUCCUAGAUGCUUUAUAAUGAAGAUGAUGAUAACUCUGACUCAGAUUCUUCUGACUCAUCUUCUAAUAGCAGCAACUCAGACUUAAUAGGGCCUAGCGAGAAUGAGAGAUUUGAAGAGAACUUCAAUCUAGGUAAAAUGGAUAAAAACGAGAGAGCACUUAUCUAAAAAAUUCAAUAAAUGCAGAAGUAUCUAGAUGGCCCCUAGAACUAGAUGAGACGACCAACUUUAAGCGAACUCAAUAACAUUACUAACAGAUCAAAACAUACAACCAGACUUCCAGCGAUUAAUCAUCAGCAGACUACUGCUCAUCACGAUAAGAUUACCUAACAAUAAACACUUCCAUAGAUCUAGUUAAAUCACAAUUUAACUCAGAGGACAGAUGCCAACAAGAGGGGCUUCAACUCAUCAAUAUAAGAGUUUAAAUCAAGCAUAUCAACAAAUCGUAACUUAGUUACCAUAAGACAGAAGGCAACAGUAGCUUGCUAGACUGAAUACAUUGCUCCAGCAGCGGCAGCUUAGCUAAACAACAGAUUGUCAGUGAAUACUAACAACAAUCAGUAGCUUAGUUUAAGUGCUCAUAAAAACCAAGAGUCAAUGAUGACAUUUGCUGUUAAUCAGCCAGGUCUCAAUCUACUCUCUGACUAAACAAAGCAUGAAUCUAUGCUAGCAGGUCCAGUAGUAGAAGGUGAUAAGGGUGAAAUUAUGCCAGAAUUAAUAGUAGAUGACGAGAUGUGUUUCUCCAUCAGAGACAAGGCUACUGGCUCGCCUCAAGUUUACGAUAAGAUAAAUUUCAGACUUAACCAAGGGUAGAAAAUGCUGCACAGCUUGAUAAAAUUUAUCAAUGAGCAAUAGGAAUUGUUUGUGAGUAACUUCCUAUCGAUGCUAAUUGUAGAGUAAAAUGAGGACAACAUGAAUUUCUCUGCUACACUGUAGAAUCAGAUCAGCUAAAACAUCCCUAAGACUUUGAUAAAGAAGAGGAACAGGAUAUUGAAGCCUAAUAAGUCUCAAGAGCGUUCAAAUAUUCCAGACAAUGUAAAGAUGAUCCAUCCUGCCCACGAGAACUUCAAUCUUGUAUUCAACAUCAUGCUUGGUAUUAAGAAAGCUAUUGACUCCACUCUCGAUAUACCACUGCUAGAACCCACUGAAAUAGACUUCAAGAUCAGAUGUAAGCAUGAGCUCGCUCCAUUUAGAACAUCGCAGAAGGACAACAUUAAAGCCUGCACCUUUUACGACUAUGCGCCACAGAUCUUUGCCAACAUCAGGAAGACUUGCUGCAUCAAGAAAGCUUAGUACUCCAACUCACUUGGACCUGAGCAUAUUCUCGGCUAUAUGUUUAAUGCUAAAUUCCAAACACUGGCAGAGUUGUGUUCAAGUGGAAAGAGUGGUUCAUUCUUUUACUACACAGCAGACGGCAAGUUCGUGCUCAAGACCAUCUCUAGGACAGAGUUCAAGUUCCUCAAGAGGAUUCUGAAGGAGUAUCACAACUAUCUCACUCUCGAAAAUAAUGAGUCUAUUAUCAGUAAGGUGUUUGGACUGCACAAGGUCAUUUUCUACAGAAAGAAACACAAUAAACCAAAGAAAGUGUAUUUUACAAUUAUGAGCAAUGUGUUCAACACUCAUAAGAAAAUAGACAGAAGAUUUGAUCUCAAGGGUUCCACCCAGGGUCGUCAGACUAUCAAGCCUAAUGACCCAAUUCAAAAUGGAGACCCCACUAUUGCUCUGAAGGAUCUAGACUUCCUGCGAAUUAAGGAGAAAUUCAAGUUGGAGGGAAGCAUUAAGAAGCGGAUGAUGGAGACGAUCAAGAAAGACGCCAUGUUCUUUGCCAAGAACGACAUCAUAGACUACUCUCUGCUGGUGGGCAUUCACUACAAGAGCAAGCACUCUCCUACUAAUGGCAGCAGACUCAACAGCGAGCAGUCAGACUUCUCAGCUCCUAUGCACAGUACCUAGAAUGUCCAUGUCAAUCAGAUGUACUACUCUUCCUAUGACAGGUUCUCAAACGCGUCCUUGGUCAAUCAGCCACCUUUGUACGAGAUGUGCGAGCAGGGCAUCACUAGCAUUGAGAAGUCGUGUGUUUACUUUAUCGGUAUUAUUGAUAUCCUCACUGAGUAUAAAGCAUGCGCUUAAGAGCAUCAAGUACAAUAGCAAUCAAAUCAGUUGCGUGCCGCCGCAGCAGUAUGCCAACAGAUUCCUCGCCUUUAUAAACGACGCUUUCUAAUGAACUCAAAACUUAUAUUUUUAAUGGAGAAUAUCAACAAUCUAGGCUAGAUCCAGCCAAAGAACGAAAACAAUACCAAGCAUGCGAGAAAAGAGAGUUUUAACAACGAAGCCUCGGAUUCGUAUUCUAAGUUUGAUCUGCAGGAAAAAGAAGGUCCACUCUAUAGAGUAAUUAAACAAUUUUACUUAACUUAUCAAAAGCCUGAAUUCAACAAUGAUCUCAGAUAAGAUGAUAAAAAUUAGAAGAUAUGGGGACUCAUGGGAUAGUAUCUGGGCAGAGAUAUGUCAUCUAUUCAGAAAUCUAUAGUCGGGCACGUAGAAUACACUUUAGCUAUGACUAGAUUUAAUUUCUCUAAUUUCGGAUGUUCUUAAGCUGUAGCAUACUCAUUGAGAGACAGAAUGAUAGAGUGUUUCAACGAUACCAAUCAGUACUAUCUGUAUAUAUUUGGGCGCAUGAUGCAGAGUAAUUUACUCAAUAAUGACUUGGAACCAAAAUACAGGGAAGCACUCCAAGAUAUUGGAUAUGAUUUACAUGAACUUUACGAGGAGGAAAUCGAUAUAAAUCUAGGAUAUGGAGUAUUGGGCAGGAUUGCUGCUGAUUCAGUUGAUUCCUUAUGUUCAAAGAAUAUUCCUUGCUGGGCAUAUGGGCUUAGAUACGAUUAUGGAAUUUUUAGACAGGAUGUGGUUGAUUUUGAAUAAGUAGAGAGACCUGACUACUGGCUAGAAAAGGGAAAUCCUUGGGAAAUUGAGAGACCAGAUAUGGUAUAUAAAGUUAGAAUGUAUGGGAAGGUAAGGAAGGAGAAGCUAUAAGACCCAGUGACUAAAUUGACUAAUGAAAAAGCCUACUGGGAAGGCGGCGAUGUAUAUCUUUCCUCUGCCUAUGAUAUGCCAGUAACAGGAUAUAACACAUUUAAUACAAACAAUCUUAGACUUUGGAGAUCCAGACCAUAUGAUGAAUACGAGGAAUCUAUGUAUGAAGAUGAUCAAGAUUAUUACAAGUCUGUUGAGAAAUUGUAAGAAUCAGAGUAUAUAUCAUCAAUAUUCUAUCCAAAUGAUAAGGUUUAAGGAGGUAAAGAGCUGAGAUUAAAGCAGCAAUACUUUUACGUUGCCUCUACACUAUAGGACAUCUUUAGACGUUUCACUAAGGUCAGUUCACAUAAAUUUGAAUAGUUUGAACUCAAAAAUGCAAUCUAUUUACAUGAAACUCAUUCAGCUAUUGCUAUGCUUGAGAUGCUUAGACUUCUAAUAGAUGAGUAUAAUGUGUCUUGGAUUGAUGCAUGGAACACCACACAUAGAACAUUUAGUUGUGGUUUUUACAAUAUCAAAGAAAGUCAGAUGGAGAAGUGGCCUGUGGACAUGUUCAGUAGACUGCUGCCUAGACAUAUGGAACUGAUCUAUAUGAUUAAUCAUUUGUUCUUGGAGAAGGUCAGGAAAUUCUUCCCUUAGCAUGAACACCAAGAAAGAAUGCGCAGAAUGUCCUUGAUUGAAGAAAAUAAUCCAAAGCAAAUCAGGAUGGCUAAUCUCUGUCUAGUGAUUUGCAACAAGAUUGUUUUAUGCAGUGAGCUUCAGUUUCAUAUUCUGACGACCACAGUAUUUAAAGACUUCUAUGAAUUCCUGCCUAAAUCAUUUGAACUUAUUGAAAACGGGGCUAAUCCUCGUAGAUGGAUUCACAAUUGCAACAGAUCCCUUUCAAAGUUGAUCACUGAAGAAAUAGAUGACGAAUCUGAAUGGCUUAUGAAUCUGAAUUUACUUGCCCCUUUCGCAGGCUACACAGAGGAUUUGGAAUUCUUCAAUAAAUUCUUGAAUGUCAGAGCUGAAAAUAAAAUGAGAUUGCUAAACUGGAUCAAGAAAAAGUCACAGUUUGAUGAUUUCAUUCUGAAACUUAAACAAGAAAAUGUCAAGAAUAUCCUAUUUGACUUCAUGGUUAAAAGAGUUGAUGAGAACAAAAGACAGCUUAUGUACCUGCUUUACAUAGUGCACAGAUACUGCUAGAUCAAGCAAAUGAAAGAUAAAUCGAAUUUAGUUGCUAGGUUCCAUUUCAUAGGAGGAAAGACUGCCAUCGGUAAUACUAGGUCUAAAUCAAUAGUGAAGCUAAUUAACCAAGUUGCAUUCAAGAUUAACUCAGAUCCAGAGACUAAACAUUUAUUGAGGAUAAUCUUCAUCCCGAACUACAAUGCAUCGAAAGAACAUCUUGUUGUACCAGCAGCAGAUUUCAACCAGCAAAUCAGUUUACCAGGAGAAGAGGCUUGCACGACUAUAUCUGAGAAAUUCUUAUUAAAUGGGGCAUUAAUCUUAGGAUCAAAAGACUCAACAAAUACGACAGUAAUGAAGCAUAUUGGUGAAGAGAACAUUACUCUGUUCGGAUCUAAUUAUGAAGAGUCUCUGAAAUUAGUAAAGAAAUCCACUAAUCAAUAGAGGAAGGAACUAAUUUGUCAAGAGUUCAGAGACACUGUAUAUAAGAUAGUCAAUAAUGAAUUUGGUGAAUGUGAUCAGCUUAUCAGAGAACUUUUAGAGAGUAUCUGUGAGGGCAAUGACCCACACCUAGUAGGCGUUGAUUUCAAAUCAUAUAUCAAUGCGCAAAUAGAAGUUGAUAGAGUCUACUAAGACAAGAGAGAAUUCUGCAAGAGAACUAUGAUUACUAUGUCACAGCUGGGCAAUCUCUCAGUGGACACCUCAAUUCAAAAGUUCUGUGAUAAAGUUUGGAAGAUCAGUCCAGUCGAUGUUCCUAAACCCUCCUAAACUGCUAAUAAUAGAGUAGUUAGCUCAACUAAUCUCCUUGCUGGAAUAAGGAGCCAAGAUGAUUUAAAUCAAAGUAAGGCAAGUAUGGAUGAUCUAAGCAAUAACAGUGAUAAUAUUGAAAAUGGAGACCAUAAGAUAUGA
Messenger RNA from Stylonychia lemnae, 6936 nucleotides. NCBI's taxonomy places the organism in Eukaryota, Ciliophora, Spirotrichea, Sporadotrichida, Oxytrichidae. The record is from the annotation of a GenBank genome assembly.